Amblyraja radiata (thorny skate) is the source of this 5048-nucleotide messenger RNA. RefSeq names its product T-box brain protein 1. Gene Ontology annotation, molecular function: RNA polymerase II cis-regulatory region sequence-specific DNA binding; DNA-binding transcription factor activity, RNA polymerase II-specific. Gene Ontology annotation, cellular component: nucleus; chromatin. The transcript has 6 exons. The record is from RefSeq and is a predicted model, not a curated record. NCBI's taxonomy places the organism in Eukaryota, Metazoa, Chordata, Chondrichthyes, Rajiformes, Rajidae. Gene Ontology annotation, biological process: regulation of transcription by RNA polymerase II; cell fate specification; positive regulation of DNA-templated transcription. The coding region runs from base 2718 to 4763 and encodes 681 amino acids.
GUAUGUAGUGCAUAUUUGAAAGUGUUCGACGCUUUCAACACUGAAAAUCCUCAAAUCUUUUGAAACUGGUCAGUAGACAUUUUUUUUAUCCCCUCGUGUUUAAACAUUUUUUUCAAAGAUCUUGAAAUAUCCCGAGCUACUUUGAGAUGAUCCAUUCCUCUCGACUUUCAAAGAAAACAAAAUAUUAUCUUCACCUCUCUUACUGAUGGAUAUUUCCCUCCAACUCCCUUCCCGAUACUGAUAGAGAACUGGGCAACAGUACCGUCUUGAAAUGGGUUGGACGAUAGUACGAUUAUUCAUGCGGUAGAAUUGUAUAAUCAAUCUUCCACAUGAACAAAUUAUCUGGAACAUCUGAAUGUACCAGGCACUUGCUCGGUGCACACACCCACCAAACGCGUUUAUUGCAUUGGUAUAGCUGUAUAGUUAUAACUAUAUACAUAGUUAUACCAAUGACUAAAGUACUUUAAUAUCAAAAACUAUUAUGUGCGCUGGUAAAAAUGUAAUGAGCAUGAAUCACGUAGAUACAUAACAGCAAAUUCUGCUUGUACUAAUUCACAAAGUCCCCUUACUGCACCCGGAUUUAAACCGGAUUGAUUAAAUUAUUGUAUUGUAAGUUUCAACGUAUGUGCGUGAACUAUGUAAUCAUUUUAAUAGGUUCAAAUUAAAUUGACAAUAGAUUUCAUUACAUGAAUCCGACGUGCCGGCGAGUGACCGGAUUACACUAUUCUCCACUGUUUAGUUUCAAUGGAUGAAGUUCCCCAAACGAUCAUUCCAAAAGGCAACAUUAUGUUCAACCCCCAUAUUAAUGUAUUACCUAGAGAAUUGUGAUUUCGCUCCUUAUUUGAAGCAUAGGACUCCAAGUGUUUUGACGAGAGAACUCUGUGCCUACAUAUAUCAUUCCAUGUCAUAUUGACCAUUUAGUCACUUUUUUCCCCAAUCUUUUUAAAAUCACAUUAAGUUGUGAUUUGCAUUGUCCUGUACUUGGAGAUACUACAUUUUCCGCGGCACGUUCAGAAUAAUAUUCAUACUGGCGCCAGUCAGGCCGCGGUGCAAUUUCAAAUCCCAUUUUACAUCAGAAGUUUCUAGUGAUAAAAUCUGCCAAUGCGCACCUGAACACGGGCACUCUCAGACAGAAGAAUCAUUGGAACCUAUCCGGUUUUGGUGCGGGGCAACACGGGGGAAUUGGGCACGUUGAGAUGAACAUUUGAAGACGUUUUUCAUUGAUUUUAAUGCUUUCCAAUUCACAGAAUGAUAGGAAACGCGCGCAAAUGUGAAACUAUGAUAUUGAAUAAAAUAGACUAAAAGUUAUUCAGCCUAUUGCGUUCCCUUCAUCUUAAGCGAAAUUGUGACAUGUGGAGUAUUACAUACCUACAAUAUGUACAAUAACUCCAAAGAAUGCAUUUAAAAUACGUUAAAUUAGUAAUUUGGGACAGCAAAUUAAAGUCCAUAAUUCUUUGUAACAAGCGCAAUUGAAGUGAAUAACAAUGUUUGGGGUGUCAAGGAGUAUACAAUGAAGUAUCUUCAAUGGCUGGUAUGGAAAUACGCUGAUCUGCAAUGCUUUUUUAUUGUUGAUGACAUUCUCAUUAAAGCGAAAUUAUUGCAAUCUGAGUAAACAGCCGGGAAAAAUGGCUCUUUCCCCACAUGCCACAAAUGGCACGUCCACACAUUUAAAUACGCAAUCUGAACCAGCACUGCCAGCGUACAACUUUAUUCCCUGCACUUCCACUGUGAGUGAAAAGGAAAAAAGGUGAGGUCUUCUGCAGAAUUCUUCACGUAUAGGUACACGUUUGCAGCUUUGCAUUCACUCCGUAUUUAAAAGAUGAACGUCUCUCGUGUAUUGUAAACUGUUAUUUAUUUAUAUCACUUUAUUAAUCUUACGGGGUUUUUUUGCGUAUCCUUUGCUAACUUUUUUUCCGAAAAAGGUCUGAGGAACCCGCACAGUCGCUGACGCUGCGCUGACAGUUUUUUCUCCCCACUUCAUAAAUAAAUAGAUUUAAUAAAAAACACAUCAAGUGGCCUGCACUUAAAUUGCUUCGUGCAGGUCCUAACCCUCAUCCAAAGCGACAUGUAAAAAUGAAGUCAUGCCGAAAACUAUUUUCACAGUACAAAAAGCAUAAUUCGCAGAUCAUAAAAUAACGACGGAAUAAUGUUGAAUUGCGGAAAAAAAAACCCCGCACCAAAUAAGUGGCGUGGGAGUAUUGCUUAUUUACAGUGAAAUUACUUUUUCCUCCUCUUGUCUGCUAAUGAUCAUGAUUUCGGCAAGAAAUCAAAGUUCACAAACAAUUUAAGUGGAUCCUUAUUCUUUGCAAAUUUGCUCUCCCCUGUCCACAUCAUCCUCCGUCCAAAAAUGGGGAAGGGGUGGAUGGAUGCUUGAUAGCAACACGCAAACUAACUGUGCAAUGAGAUCAUCUUGCAAUUUGCCAUCAUUGCCAUUAGGACUCAGGUGAUUAUCCUAAUUAAUGUCUGUCUAAUUAAAUUACUGUCAGCUGCUAACCAAUAGCAAGCGUCGUUUCAUUAGUUGUGCAACCGGAGAGAUCAAAAGCGAGUCCUUCGUUACUACUGCAAACUGUCAAUUGGCCAAUUGCUUUUGGGAGAAAAAAAUCGAGUACAAGCCCUUUGUGAGUGUUUAAAGAAUUGCUUUCAAGCGGGUUGGGUUGUUUCCUCCCCUCGCUGUUGCUGAGGGGUUUUUGUAGGGCGAAGUACUUGUUUGUGAAGCUAUGCAGUUGGAGCAUUGUUUAUCAUCAUCUAUAAUGCUAUCGAAGAAAUUUUUGAAUGUGAACAGCACUUAUCCCAACAGCGAGCUUACUCUGCACGAUCCCAUCAUCUCGGCCACUGAUAGCCUGGAGAGAGGUUCACCUCUGAAAAAAAUUACCAGGGGAAUGACGAAUCAAUCAGACGCAGAUAAUUUUCCCGACUCCAAGGACGCGUCGGGGGACGUCCACCGAAGCAAGCUCUCUCCUGUUUUGGACGGAGUCUCUGAAAUUCGUCAUAAUUUCGAUGGAUCAGCGGCAGAGAGAUACAUCCUGUCACAGUCGAGCCAAGCACAGCAACCGACUGCUACUCCGAGUGCUAUGUUCCCUUAUACCGGCCAGCAUGGACCCACACAUCCUGCGUUUUCCAUCAGCAGUCCGAGUAGAUACAUGGCUCACCACCCCGUGAUCACAAAUGGAGCCUACAAUAGCAUUCUCUCCAAUUCCUCUCCCCAAGGCUAUCCGGGAUCUGGUUACCCUUAUCCCCAGCAGUAUGGACACACCUACCAAGGAGGACCUUUCUACCAAUUUUCUUCUGGUCAGCCAGGGCUAGUUCCCGGCAAAGCCCAGGUGUAUUUAUGUAACAGGCCGCUAUGGCUUAAAUUCCACAGGCAUCAAACGGAAAUGAUCAUCACCAAGCAAGGCAGGCGGAUGUUUCCAUUUCUGAGUUUUAACAUAUCUGGCCUAGACCCGACGGCACAUUACAACAUCUUUGUUGACAUCAUUUUAGCCGAUCCAAAUCACUGGCGAUUUCAGGGAGGCAAAUGGGUGCCUUGUGGAAAAGCGGACACCAACGUACAAGGUAAUAGGAUUUACAUGCACCCAGAUUCGCCAAACACCGGCGCUCAUUGGAUGAGGCAAGAGAUUUCAUUCGGAAAAUUAAAACUGACCAACAACAAAGGGGCAUCAAACAACAACGGCCAGAUGGUGGUUCUGCAGUCUUUACACAAAUACCAGCCAAGGCUACACGUAGUGGAAGUGAACGAGGACGGAGCGGAGGAUUCUAACCAGCCGGGCCGAGUACAGACCUUUACCUUUCCAGAAACACAGUUUAUCGCAGUCACAGCGUAUCAGAAUACAGAUAUUACGCAGCUGAAAAUAGACCACAAUCCAUUUGCCAAAGGAUUCAGAGAUAACUAUGACACGAUCUACACGGGCUGCGAGAUGGACCGGCUCACCCCGUCUCCCAGCGACUCUCCCCGCUCGCAGAUCGUGCCGGGCACCCGCUAUGCGGUCACCCAGUCCUUCCUGCAAGAACAGUUCGUCAACAACUACGCCAAAGCCCGCUUCCACCACCACGGUGGACCAGGGCCGGGGGGAGGAGAGCGCAGUGUGCCACACACCAACGGGUUGCUGUCUCCACAGCAGCAAGCGAGCGAUGAAGCGGCCGCCCCGUCGCCCCAGCGCUGGUUCGUCACCCCGGCCAACAACCGCCUCGACUUCUCGGCUUACGACGCCGACUUCGCCGGCAACGCGCUGCUGUCUUACGGGGUGGGGGUGAAGGCGCUGCCCCUCCAAGCCAGCAACCGCCCGCUGGGCUACUACCCCGACCCGUCGGGCUGGGGGGCGCGCAGCCCGCAAUACUCGUGUAAAGCCAGCUCCGUCUUGCCCUGGGGCCGAGGAGCUUCCACCAACUCGUAUCUGGAGGAGGCGGCGGCGGCGGCUGCAGCGGCGGCGGCCGCCGCAGCCGAGGGCCUGGGUCCGGUUCCGGGAGCUGGCGGCAACGACCGCUCGACCCUGUCGGGCGGAGCCGAGGACACGAAAGGCAAGGAGUUGCCCGACGCCGCCUCUUGGAUCGAGACGCAGUCUACCAUCAAGACAAUGGACUCGGGGGCGGACGCCGGCAUCUACGAGCAGGUGAAGAGGAGGCGUAUGUCGACUGACGCCCAGCCGCCCGCCCCCGCUCCCCCCGAGAGCUCGUCCCCUCUCAAGAGCGAGGCGCUGCCCCCCCGAGACUGCGAGAAGAACUGUGCCAAGGAGAUGGCUUUCUACGGUUUCUACUCUCAUGCCUGAAGCCCCCUCCCUCCCACCCCCCUUUCCUGCCUGGCGGAUAGGACCCACAUGCUCUCCAGAUCUCCCCACCUUCCAAGUUCUACCAAUUCUCCACUACAUCAUUCCAGAUCUCCCCAACCCUUAGAUCCCUGAGAUUACUAGAUCCAUAGCCAUUCCAGAUCUCCAAUUCCUCCCUGGAUCUUACCCAGAUCUCCAGACACCGCCCCCCCCUCCACAUACACACACACACACACACACACACACACACACACACACACACACACACACACACACACACACACACAC